Messenger RNA from Zophobas morio, 1919 nucleotides. RefSeq lists its product as uncharacterized. Bases 1 to 1740 code for a protein of 579 amino acids. The transcript is spliced from 2 exons. The record is from RefSeq and is a predicted model, not a curated record. NCBI's taxonomy places the organism in Eukaryota, Metazoa, Arthropoda, Insecta, Coleoptera, Tenebrionidae.
AUGACCGUGAAGAUUCUGACGGACGUUUUAGACUAUAAAUUGUCGAAGGCGGUUUUUGGGGGUGAGGUGGUGAGUUUUGAGUUCGUCGGGCAACAUAAUGUGUGGAAUGAGAGGGUUAAAGCGAUGAAGAAGCGCUCAGGGCGGCGAGGGGUGGAUCGAGAGGUGGCGAUUAGUUCCCGGGUUGUUCGGGACGCUCCCGAAAAAAUCAACUGGAAACUGUUUCUGGAUUUGUUUUUUUUGAAAGAGCCGUGUCGCGUCAAGGUUAUUUUUAGACAGAAACCGGGGUGUUUUAAUGUGUUUCACGUCUGUCAUUUUCUGUACACGAAGUUGGUGAUGUUUUUGGAGGAAAUUAAGGAUGACCCAGAGGAAAUUGGCGAGGUUUCAGUAGAAAUGCAGUCUGACGAUAGUAACAAGAAAUUAGUUCCUGAGGAAGAGGAAGACGACGAUGUUCCGUCCGACUUCUUCGACGACUUUGCGAACGAGGAUUUCUUAGACGGGUUGGAUAUUCUGGACGACAAGGUAGCUGAAGUUGCGAAAAUCACGAAACCCGAUUAUCACAAAGAGAACGAAUCCAACAACAAGAAAGUACUUAAGUUGAGUGACAAAGAACGGUCUUCGUCUGAGAACGAGUCUAAAGACAAAAAGAUGUUAAAAUCGGGCAAGCAACAUAAGGAACGGUCUUCAGUUAAAGAUGGGUGUGACGAUGAUAGAAUAUUGCAGCCUGGCCAUGCGCUCAGGGAACGACUGAGAUUACGAGACGAACGACGCGAACGUGCCAGGUCUCGAAUACGCUUGAAGUCAAAAAGUCGGUUUGAAUCUAGAGAUAGGUCUAAGAUAAGUUCGAAUAGUACAGUCCGGAAGUACAUCACGACCACGAGUCGGAUUGUUAUUAAAACUAGAGUGAGAAGUAGAACACCGUCACCGUGUCGUUCCAAACGGGAAAAGAGAAGUAGAAGUCGAGAGUGUCGUUCCAGAAGACUUCCACACAGGUUUACCACCAGAAAUAGAACUAGAUCUCCUUCACCGUACACUUCGAAACGACGAAAAAGAAGCAGAAGCCCCGAUUAUCGCUCCAGAAGGCGCAGUUUGAGCAGAGGUUCCAACAAAUCGCCAAUUAGAAGGGUCCUUCCACAGAACUCCUUGCUGGAAGAAAUCAAGAAAAAAAUCAACGAGGUUAAACCUCGUAUCGCUUUGCCAAGGGUACAACCAGUACCAAUGACUCGUGUUCCUCUGAUUCCUAACCCACCCCCACUUUACAACAAAAAUUUUCUUGUCGCUACUCCAGUUCCCUACCAGCAACGAGUACUAGCACCCAUACCGCUAAUUCCGCUUCCAGAAACUACGCCUUCAGCUGAAACAACCCAACGAGAUACAUCUGCGAAUCAUUCAGUUUUUGCCCAUCUCCAGAAAAAAGCUAAAGUACUUCGGCGCUGUCACGAUUUGACUCAAUUUCUGAACCACAAUCCGCGUCCGACUUGUUUGGCUAAGUCCUUGCCGAAAUUGUCUACGUCGCCGAGGUACCAGUCGCCGGUGAAGACAGCGCUGGAUCUGUCGUUCACGUUUACGUCACCGCCGGAGCAACCUGUCAAGGAUACCUACGCAGAGGCGCUCCACAAGGUUGUGGAACAAGCCGGAAUGGUGAAGGAAGUUGGUGUCAAGAGAGACAAAGUCGUGGAUAAAGUUACCGAAGUCCUGGAAACGCUGAAGAAGGCCUUGUCUGACGCAGUGCAGAAGGAAUGAAUUGUGCCAUAAAACUUAGUCAAUUCAAAUUUUUGAAAAUCUGUAAUUUUCUACGUACUUAGUUCUAUCCAACUAAAGACUUAUUUUGUUUUUUGUAAAUAGUUUGAUUCCUAUAUGAAUGUUAUAUUAUUUUUGUAUGCCGUAUUGUUAAUUCUAUUGAAAAUACAUUAUUAUUUUUA